AUUUCGGGUUGGGCUGCCUCUUCCUCGUCCUCUUCUCCUUCCCCGGCUAGCAGCUGCGAGAGCUUAGGGUUUGUCGUUUGUGUUCGUUCUCUAAUCUCUGUUUCUAUUUGUCUUCGAUAUAGUCUCUUUGUCCUCGGCGAGUCGGCGUUGGCUCGACUGCUCGGUAUUUUUGCUUGGUUGAUUGUUUGGCUACCGAACCCUAGCUUACAGAGACCUCCGAAACUCCCAUCUUUCUUCUCCUUCCGCUCCGCUCCUCCCCAAAAUAAUUGAUCAAGGGAAGAUGGGCAGAAGAGAGAAGGAUGGAUGGAGCUUGAAACGUGGGAUCUGUAAAGGUGCUACUUUGCGGGAGGAGAACAUCGGGAAGAAGGAGGUGGAUGUGAGCUCGAUUUUGAAGAUAAAGCAUCUGCAAAAAUUGGCAGCUUGGGCGGGCGGAGAAGGGGGAAUGCCUCCUCUUGGUGGUUUUUUUGGCCAACGUUUAGCAGCUACUGCUGAGGCUUUAGGGGUUCCAUUGGAUAAAGCAUUCUUCUUUUGUGAAAGAUGCGAAAGCAACCUCCAACCGGGAUAUAACUGCACAAUUCGGAUUGAAAAAUGUACGAAUAACAAGCGAAGGCGAUCGAAGAUGAAAUCACGCAGCUUGCAAAACAAUGUCAUAUACACUUGCAACUUCUGUCAUCAUCGCAACUUGAUCAACGGCACCACCAAAGGCCACAUCAAAACUCUAAUAUCUUCGAAAGAGUGGAAAUUAGAUGCCACAUCAGAAUCUAAACAUCAUAGUUCCAUCAAGAUAGAUGAUCGAGAUCCUAUAUUGAAAUCGGAUUUUUAUGAUCAAGAGACUCCUUCAACUCCGAUGCAACAACAUAAUGUUUCAGCAAAGAAGAAGAAGUGGAGGAAGACGAGCGAGUCGGAAUCUGGAAAGUUGGAGCUAAGCAGCAGCAGAAGGAAGAGGAAGACAUGGUCAAGUUUGAAAGAUAUAGUUGAGAAGAAAGAGGCUGAGAGUAAUCAAAAUGUUAGCAAUUAUGUGAUUCCUUUCUUUAUGCAGGCAUAGUUGUGUAGAUUGAUUACUUAUAAUUAUAUGUAUGUUAACUUUGGAUAGACAUUUAUUUACAUAUCACUUAAAUCUUAUGUAUUUACAUUAUU
Messenger RNA from Phalaenopsis equestris, 1137 nucleotides. RefSeq lists its product as uncharacterized. The record is from RefSeq and is a predicted model, not a curated record. The coding region runs from base 281 to 1045 and encodes 254 amino acids. NCBI's taxonomy places the organism in Eukaryota, Viridiplantae, Streptophyta, Magnoliopsida, Asparagales, Orchidaceae. The transcript is spliced from 3 exons. Gene Ontology annotation, biological process: RNA processing.